Molecule: messenger RNA, 1068 nt
Organism: Lepisosteus oculatus (spotted gar)
Lineage: Eukaryota; Metazoa; Chordata; Actinopteri; Semionotiformes; Lepisosteidae
Source: RefSeq, a predicted model, not a curated record
AUGGAAUUAACUGAACUUGAACCUCAAACAGUGCAAUAUUGUUUUCCAUCUAAAAAUGGAUCUUGUACCAAAGAACUUCGGUCCACGGCUGUUUCUAUCAUUCUUUAUGUGUCUAUGUUUGCUGUGGUAAUUCUGACACUGUGUGGAAACCUGAUCGUGAUCAUUUCCAUCUCACACUUAAAGCAGCUACACACACCAACUAACCUGCUGGUGUUGUCCUUGGCUGUGGCUGAUCUUCUAGUAGGGGUGUUUGUGAUGCCUUUUGAUAUGGUGAAAUUAAUAGAAUCAUGUUGGGUUUUUGGUAAUUUAUUUUGCUCUUUUCGUAAUGUAUUUGGAUUUCUUCUAACUUCAGUCUCAAUCAGUAGCUUAAUAUUUAUAGCCAUUGAUCGCUAUUUUGCUGUAUUUUACCCAUUUCUUUAUUCUUCUAAAAUAACACUUAAUAUAGCAUUGUUCUGCAUAGUACUUAGCUGGCUUUCAUCCCUGUGUUAUAAUUUGUCACUCUUUUAUUUUAAUGGAAAUAGUAAUGAUGAAAACCUGAAUACCUGUCUUGGAGACUGUUUCAUGUUAAUCAAUUCAACCUGGGGAAUAAUUGAUCUGCUUGUUACGUUUAUUUUGCCUUGUUCUGUUAUGAUAAUAUUGUAUGCAAAGAUCUUUGUAGCUGCUAAAAAGCAAGCACAUGCAAUAAAUUCUAUAACAAAUCAAAUUACAUUUUCAAAUGAAACCAACAGAAAAACAUCCCAAAAGUCUGAGUGGAAAGCCGCAAAAACUUUAGGAAUUGUAUUCCCUUGGGCUCGACCUGGGAAGUUUGCUUGUGGCUGUGAUGCUCAGGCCUCCACCAGAGUCCACCAGCAGGCUGAUUGUGGACAAGAGGUUGAGAUCCGGCUUCAAAUUUGUACCUCAGCAGACGACUUCCUUGGCCCAGUCUACGGCACAUCACCUUAUUCUGCCCUGACGGCGCACACCAGCCUGGUCUCCAGAGAGGACACCCGCGAUGAGCACGCACCCUGUUCAGCCUGGAGACAGAUACGCCUAAUGGAUGAUUACCCAGUCUGGGAGUAUCCUGCAUAA